UUCCAAUGGGUGUUGGUAUUCUUUUACAACGUGGAACAAUGAAUAUAUCAAUAACACAAAAUACACUUUAUCAAUUUUUUCAUACAGCUAUUCAAAUAGGUUGGUCAUGGUAA
Molecule: messenger RNA, 113 nt
Organism: Rotaria sordida
Lineage: Eukaryota; Metazoa; Rotifera; Eurotatoria; Philodinida; Philodinidae
Source: the annotation of a GenBank genome assembly